UCCACAGGUUCAACAACUUAACUAACUUUUCCAUUGUUGACAACGACGACCGUAUUCCACGUGAAAUUUAGCUCAACAUUGCUCCUGUGAAAGGAAGUAAACCUCAAUCAGUUGGGUGAAAGGGCUCAGUUUUUUUAGUAUUACGCAAAAUGUGCCUAUUUUAAUUGAAUGUUGAGACUGACGAAUUACGGUGGUGCAAUAAGUAACAUUAAUGACGAAGAAUAAUUGAGAAACGAAUGAAAGUGAGACUGAUCUGUAACAAUAUUAAGUGAAAUACAUAUUCGAUUUUCAGUGAAUCAGACUUUUAUGAAAUUGCUUAUUAGUCUAGAUAAUUUUUGAUUACAAUGUUUAUUCAUGCGAUUUCUGUGUUUGUUGUACAAAGUGUUUAACAGUGUGAAAAUUGAGACAAAGUUUAAAGGUUGGCUUGCUGCUUGAUUCAGAUGUGACGUGAAAGUGUCAAAACUUUAGCAAAUGAGCGACCUAUCAUCACACAGUGCCAGAAGAGAUGAAGGGAAUUAGUAAACGAGAUAUUUCCGUGUCUGAUGAACUUGGCUAAGUCCUUUUCAGUCUCACAUAUUUAAAAAAAACGCAAUAUACAUAAAAAUCAGGUAGUUUAUUGUUCUAGUGAUCAAGUUGUGCCUUACGAUACUCAAUAUCAAAGGCAUCGAUCUGAUAGAUUUUCAUAAUUAGUAGAAGCAUUAGUACAAGAGUCAAGAAAAAGUGUCAUAAUAAAUACGAUUUUUAGAGUGAAAUUUUGAAAAAUUUGAUAAAAUGACGGUGUCAUACACGGGAGAUGUGGCGAAUGGGAGCAGCUUUGGUUGUUUCUGGAAAAUCCUGGGGAGAUGGCGAGGAUCAGUGUACAAAUUGAUAUGGCGAGAAUUGAUUGCCUACCUCUUUCUGUACUUCACAAUAAAUGCAAUGUACAGAUUGGGAAUGACGGAGGAUCAGCGAAGAAUAUUCGAGAGGGUGAAAGUGUACUGUAGCAAGCAGAUUGAGAGCAUUCCAAUGUCCUUUGUCCUCGGAUUUUACGUGACCCUCAUUGUGAAGCGGUGGUGGGAUCAGUAUUGGAUUCUUCCCAUGCCGGACUCACUUGCACUUUACAUCAGUGCCUCAAUCCAUGGUCAGGAUGAGCGAGGGCGUCUUUUGCGCCGGACAAUUAUGCGGUACGCAAUGAUGGCCUAUAUUAUUUGUCUGCAGAGGAUCAGCUUCCGAGUCAAGAAGCGGUUUCCAAGCUUGGAACAUCUCGUGGAUGCUGGUUUGAUGACUGACAAUGAGAAGAAGAUUUUCGAUUUGAUGGACAAUAAGACAAAAGUGCUCAAGUUUUGGAUGCCUGUCGUCUGGGCUUCCAAUCUGAUCAAUCGUGCUCGAGCAGAGGGUCGAAUUCAUUCAGAUCAAAUGGUGCAAACCAUUGUGACUGAGCUUUCUGACUUUCGGAGAAAGUUGGGUCGUGUCAUGGUUUAUGACACGGUUAGCGUACCCUUGGUCUACACACAGGUGGUCACUCUCGCCGUUUACACAUAUUUCUUGGCAGCUUUGAUCGGCAGGCAGUGGGUUAACCCACCCAAUCCAACGCUUAUCUACCCCGGCUACGAAUUGGAUUUGUACUUUCCCAUUUUCCUUUCUCUUCAGUUCAUUUUUUACAUUGGGUGGCUCAAAGUAGCCGAAACGCUAAUUAACCCUUUUGGAGAAGAUGAUGACGACUUUGAGCUGAAUUGGUUGAUUGACAGACACAUAAAAGUGUCAUACAUGGUGGUGGACGAGAUGCACGAAGAACAUCCUGAACUGCUCAAGGAUCAAUAUUGGGAACAGGUCGUUCCAGAGGACUUGCCAUACAACAUUGCUUCGGAACACUUCCGUCGACACGAGCCUCAAGGUUCGACGGCGUCUUUGAAAGUGAAGGCGAGUGAAUCCGUGUAUGCCGAUCUGACCUCGGUGAAGAGACACAGUGCCAUCCCAGACGAGGUGUAUGCAGAUUAUUAUACUUUGCAGGAAAGUGUGACGGACUCCCCACUUCCGGACUCCAGAAAAAACUGGAUCCAACGCCAAUGGUCCCGAGUUGGUAGUCUGAGAUCUACGUCGAGUUCGUCCAGCAGAAAUAGACAGCACUCCCAUGGUCAUGGUCCCCUUCCUACAACUGUGCUACCAAAUUCAGGACAUCGACCGUCUCUUUACGAGAGGAUAUUAAGCCGACGAUCGAGCAAAGAUCAUCGCAACUCUAGUCGAUAUCUUCCCAAUCGACUCAAUACAUUAAGCAUUGCGAAGGAAGGGAAUUAUACGCUGAUGGCCAAUCCAAAUUCUAGACCAAGAGUGCCAACACCAGAUGUCACGAAAGAAAAUCAAGUCAACUUUCACCAAUCUCACGCACCUCCCAUGGAAAAAAUGCCAAAUCGAGCCUUAUAUUCCAAUGAUAGUUCUGUUAUGACUCAAACCGUCACAAAUCCUGGUUACGGUUCUCCAUCCAAUCGUAGGACUGUGACCACUACGACCACCCUGCCUCAAAAUGGGACUUUAUCCGUACAACCUCAAAUUCCUCCACCCGUUCCUUCCAGUCCACGGAUAGCUCACAUGAAAUAUGUGACCUCUUCUGUACCACCACCACUUCCUCCCUCAACACCUUCUAUUUCAUCACCUUUAACCAUUCCAACGCCGAUUUCUCAGCGGGAAAUGCUCCCACCUCCGUAUGAUGCAAAUUUAGAUGAAUCUCCAUCCUCAUCCCCGAUAAAUGGAGGGACGAUGUUGAGCCCUAUCGCAGAAAAUGAUGGAAGUCCAUACUCGACCAGUUCCACGACGAGGUCCUGUCGAAGUUCCAACUAUCCGACGACCACGUCAAUAUUUGGGCUUGGGAGGAAACCAUCACCACCUCCGUUGGACGAACUUCCUCCGAUUCCACAGCCAACGAUUCCAAGUAUGGGGGUCAACAGUCAUGGGGGUCGGAGUGGUAGUAGCAACAAUAGUAGUGUAAAAUCAGACAAUUCCUCAACUACAGGGAAAACUAGACGGCUUGGUAGCAGCCGGCGAGUAAUUGGAGGGGAGGAAUUUCCACUGGACACAAAAGACCUCUUGACUCCUUCCUCCGUCAUUGACGAGCUCGAGAGCGUGCUCAAGGAAACCAUUUUUGAUGGGAGGGUCAACAACGGAUUCGUCCCCGACCUGAUCGAAGAAGGGAACGCGAAGGAGGAGGAUGACGAUGACGAGGAUGAGUUGGACAGCUCUCGAAACUACAUGACAAUCGCGGAGGUGAAUGAGUCCAAAGCAGAACUGGAGAAAAAGUUACAACAAUCGCAAUUAUCCAAUAGAGAUCCAGGGGGAGGAGAGGGCGGGGUAGGAGACGGUCCUGGGUCUGAUAUUCCGCCAUCUCUGCCUCUCCCAAGAUGUCCAACCUUUCCUGGUGCCGCAAUUUCAAAUACAAAUAAUAUCCAGAGUAGUAGUUACCACGCAGCGUCCUCAUCCGACCCGACAAGUUCUGACAAACCCACUACGUCUUCUCUUGGGGGAAAAGGUGGUAAAAUUCCUACUAAAUCCGCGUCAUCCGCCGCCCUUGUGCCUCUUCACGACGCGGAAGUGGAUGACGGAUAUGACGAGAAAGGGUCGUAUAACGACGAAGAAGAGUUCAGCAGUAGCACAGUGGUGGACAUAGAGGUAGCAUCUCCCAGUCAUAGUUUGGAUGACAAUAGUUUUAGCCCCAACAACAGCAAUAGUCAUGAUAACAACGCAAACAUUUCUACUAAUAAUAACAAUACUAUUAGCCAUAAUACUAAACAGAAGAGAAGUAACAAUAGUAGUAACAGCAGUAGUAGUCGCAGUACCAGUAAAAGUGGUAGUGGCAGCAGUAGUCCCGAUUUGCUCAGCAGUGGCAGUGGUGCCACUGGUACUCCGAAAUAUAGAAAAAAGUCUGCGUCCUCGUCAUCUUCAUCACAAAAUGACCCCACCAACUCAUCCCCCAAAGGCACAAACAGUCCUGUCCCACAGAACGAAAUGACAAUUAGUUCACAUUCUCCAAAAAGAAAGCGGAAAGGUCGAAAGAAAGGUGGGACAGAAGAACAAGAUGUUGUCGCCCCCGUUCUCGAACCCGCACAACCACAACCUCCUCCCGUACUUUCGAAAGACUGUGAAGUUUUUGUGUGAAUUUAAAAAUGAGAUAAUGCAAUAAUAAAUAUAAGUGUAAGAUUGUGUACAUGUUCUGUCUUUUAGGAAAGUUUGUUCCUACCCGUUUAGUUCUAAAUGUAUGUUUCCACAAUUGUUAAUUUUAUAUGUAUUGUAAGGGAAGUAAUUAUGAAUGUGCAUGCGCAUGAGAGGAGUAGUAGGAUUUCAAACUAUACUUUGUUCCUAUUUUGUGUGUUGUUAUAUGUUUGAUUUGGAUUAACUUUACUUUGGAGCAGCUACUUUGCAAAAUGUACCGAGUAGCACUACAUUAUACUUUUUUGAUUAAGUUGAAAUCAUUUAUUUUAGAUUAAUUUGUAAUUGUGAGAUGGAAAGACGGUAAGCAUAGCAUAAUGAAUGAGUUCCUAUUGGAAUUUCAUAGAAUGAAGAGGCUGGAUCUGUCGCUUAUUAAUAAUUAUGUAAUUUUGUUGCAUCAUCAUUGUUCUGGAGAGUUGUAUUGAAAAAAGACGCAAUAAAUAAGUGGCAUAAUUAGCACUUGCAACAGUGUUAAUGUAGACAUUACUAUAAA
Folsomia candida is the source of this 4669-nucleotide messenger RNA. Its product is annotated as mucin-12. NCBI's taxonomy places the organism in Eukaryota, Metazoa, Arthropoda, Collembola, Entomobryomorpha, Isotomidae. Gene Ontology annotation, molecular function: chloride channel activity. The coding region runs from base 772 to 4125 and encodes 1117 amino acids. The record is from RefSeq and is a predicted model, not a curated record. The transcript has 12 exons.